CAUCAUCCCUUCUUCCGAACUGAAAGUUGAACACCGAAAACUUCCACUACUACUCUGCAAUAGCUGCUCACUUCCUCUCUCCAUUUUUCACCAUUAUCUCCCUCACCCCUACCCCCAUAAAACUACCCCCCAAUCCAAUGCACAGUCUUCUUCCACUUCAAUUACACCGAUAAAAAAAAUACCAACAAUGACCCUGCCAUUUUCUUGUUCCGGGUCGGUUCAAUUUCCCUGCUCAACUACUACUACACCAACAUUUCAACAACCCAAACUGACCCACAAUCCAUGGCUAAAUUUCACUUACAAGAGACCCGUUUUCUAUGUUAUCCGUUGUGUGUCGACCCGACCCGGGAGAAAGUCGGGUACCAUGAGCCGCAUCGGGUCAUCCGAGGCACAGGAGCUGGUGACUUUGCUGAUGAAGAAUUUCAGUGAUAAGAAGCCAUUAGUGAGCACUCUGAACAAGUACGUUAAGUUUGUGAGGACUGAACACUGUUUCUUGCUCUUUGAAGAACUUGGCAAAACUGAUAAUUGGCUUCAAUGCCUUGAGGUUUUCAGAUGGAUGCAAAAACAACGGUGGUAUAUAGCGGAUAAUGGGGUUUACUCAAAGUUGAUAUCAGUAAUGGGGAAGAAAGGGCAGAUCAGAAUGGCAAUGUGGCUGUUCUCCGAGAUGCGUAAUAGUGGGUGUCGGCCAGAUACCUCAGUGUACAAUGCAGUCAUUUCAGCCCAUCUCCACUCCCGAGACAAAUCCAAGGCCUUGGCAAAGGCUAUGGGUUACUUUGAGAAGAUGAAGGGAAUGGAGCGUUGUAGUCCAAGUAUUGUUACUUACAACAUUCUAUUGAGAGCUUUUGCUCAGGCAAAAAAUGUUGAACAGGUAGAUGCUCUGUUGAAAGAUCUCGAGGAUAGCAUUGUCACUCCUGAUAUAUUCACAUUUAAUGGUCUGAUGGAUGCCUAUGGGAAAAAUGGGAUGAUCAAGGAAAUGGAGCAUGUUCUCUCUCGAAUAAAGAGUAAUGAGCUGAAACCAGAUAUCAUUACUUUUAACAUAUUGAUUGAUUCAUAUGGGAAGAAGCAGGAAUUUCAGAAGAUGGAACAAGUUUUUAAAAGCUUGCUUCGAUCCAAGGAAAAACCUACCAUUCCCACGUUUAACUCAAUGAUAACAAACUAUGGAAAAGCACGGCUGAGAGAGAAAGCAGAGUUAGUUCUUGAGAAGAUGACUGACUUAGGAUAUAGGCCAAGUUACAUCACAUAUGAGUGCCUCCUUAUGAUGUAUGGGCAUUGCGACUGUGUUGCAAAAGCAAGAGAACUAUUUGAUAGGGUGGUAGAAUCUGAAAAGGAGAAGAAGGUUUCAACACUGAAUUCAAUGCUUGAUACUUAUUGCAUGAAUGGUUUACCCGUAGAAGCCGACGCGCUCUUUGAGAGUAUUCAUUCAGCCAAAGCUUUCCCUAUAGAUUCCUCAACCUAUAAACUUCUAUAUAAGGCCUACACUAAAGCCGAUAUGAAGGAGCUAGUACAAAAAUUGUUGACAUGUAUGGACAAAGAUGGGAUUAUCCCCAACAAAAAGUUCUUUCUUGAUGCCUUGGGGGCCUUUGGGACUGGACCUAUGAGCCAAAAGGCAGCUGGUGAUAAUAAAGGAUUGAACAAGCAGAGGGGCCGUAAGUGAAAAGAAAGAGUGGGUUGGAGUUAGAAAGUUGGUUGAAGCGCUCGUCUCUCAGACAAUGAUGAGAUUUACGUUGAGUGGCUCAGUGAUCAUCUGUGGAACUGCAAGGAUUGUUUUUGUCUCCCUGGUUCAAGAUAUAACAUGAAACAUUCAAAUCGUGAUUCGCGGGUGAACCUCAUUACCUAUUCCUUCAGAGAAAGUGAUGCUUGAUGCUGUACCAAGAGGGACCAUUUCUCGAUUUGUGCGUGUCAUCAUUGCGCAGGGGCCAUGCUAAUCUUCUCUGUAUCGUUCCAAUUUUAUUGGAUGUCUCCGAAGGGACGUACCAAGAGGAUGUCUCUUGCAAAUAGUUGUAGUCAUUGAACUAGCCUUGAAGUUUUCCUGUUUGCAUCUGUAGAUUGUCUUACUCUAUUCUUCUCUUUCAGCAAUGUUAUUCGGUUGCAAACAAUUAGAAAGAGAGAGAUGACAUCUCCAGUUAAAUUCUUUUACCAUUUGUUUUUCUUAUCAA
Messenger RNA from Nicotiana tabacum (common tobacco), 2156 nucleotides. Its product is annotated as pentatricopeptide repeat-containing protein PPR5 homolog, chloroplastic-like. Gene Ontology annotation, molecular function: protein binding; mRNA binding. The record is from RefSeq and is a predicted model, not a curated record. Lineage: Eukaryota; Viridiplantae; Streptophyta; Magnoliopsida; Solanales; Solanaceae.